This is a messenger RNA of Giardia duodenalis, 1986 nucleotides long. RefSeq lists its product as uncharacterized. The transcript has a single exon. NCBI's taxonomy places the organism in Eukaryota, Fornicata, Diplomonadida, Hexamitidae. Gene Ontology annotation, molecular function: acid phosphatase activity. The record is from RefSeq and is a predicted model, not a curated record. The coding region runs from base 1 to 1986 and encodes 661 amino acids.
AUGCCCCUUCCUGUUGGUGAUAUCUGUAGAAAAUUCAAUACCGUUGUGCAGAUACUGAUUCUGAUGACUACCAGCAUCGUCCUGUUCUCCUCUCCCUUCUGCCUUGUCUACUAUGUUUCUUUCUCAUACAAAUUAGAUUUCCUUGGAAUGCUUGUAAGUCCCGUGACUCUCGUGCUAGUUGCCUUGAUUUAUAAUGUCUCUCUUUUAGUCUACACGGCGUGUCUAUUCUUCUCUAGGACACGCGCUCCAGAGCUGGAGUCAGAUGCCUACAUGAACAAACGGUCGAAGAGUGACCUUGAGCGACAGCACCUCCUAGCCAAUGAGCACCCUCUAGGAGAUGUGGAUGUAGAUGAUCGGUAUACGAGAACAGCAAAGACUCACCUUGGCCCUCUUCAGAGCUUCUUUAUGAGGUACAUUAAAAGACAUAACAUCACGGCACUGGUCUUAUUCUUGCUUUCCUGGGUAUUCGCACUGGCUAUAGCUUGUUAUUAUUAUGCUCCUUUUAACCCAAUUAAAAUUAAGUCAAUCAAACCAUAUCAAACCCUCGCAUAUUCGAAUGCAUCAGAAUCCAUUCAAAUCACGUGGAACAAAGACAAGUCGCGGGAUAACAAGCUCCUGGUGUUCAAAGAAAACUGGAUGCCAACCCGGGACGACAUGGUGAACCCCUCUCUGUGGGAUGAGAUUGUCCCAUCUGUUAACAGCAAUCAGCGCUACGCAGUCUUUACUAAUUUGACACCGGGGCGAUGCUACUACUACUAUGUCCCAUCAUUUACGACAUCAGAUGAGCUUAAUAGCAUGUGCCUCCUCCCCACUGAUGCCCAGCCAACAAUAGCGAUUAUCGCUGAUAUGGAUUCCUCCCCGUACAUCAAUCGGCUGCUCAACGAGAGAUUGCAUAGUCUCAACCCAAAUCUGACAGUCCUCCUGGGCAACAUGGUGAAGUUUGGAACUCAGGAAUCUGAAUGGCUACUAUUUAUGCAAUCGCAGGGGGUGUUCAACUAUUUUCGAAAAAAUCCUGCUGUUGCACUUCCGGGUUUUAAAGAAUCUAAGGGGUCUGCCUUCUUUUCAAAUCGCCCCCGUUACUUCUAUUCCCUGGUGUUUUCUGACUCCCAAGUUCUUUCUCGACACAACAAUAACAGUAACAGCAGCAACAGCAAGGCCCACUAUAGCACAGAGGUAGCCAAGAGUACGCAACCCAUAUUGCAUCGACGCACACACUCAUACACCCCCAAGACCGUCAGUUCUAAGCCACAGCCAUAUUACACAGACGAUGAUAUGAAGUAUAUACCAGAGCAUCUGCGCGAAUACUAUCAUGAUGAGCAAGUGAUAUUGGAGCAACAGGAGACAGUGGGCGAGUACAAAUACUAUAUAACCGGUGAUAUGGCCCUCGUCCUCUUGGAUUCGAUGCAAGAAACCAAGCGUGCACACAAAUAUAAGGUCCGGCUUGGCUCAUUUUUGACGGUUGAGCAGGUCAAUUGGUUAGUUUCAAUCCUGGAGACCGAUGCUGUGAAACGGGUAUCACAUGUGGUCUUGUUUGUGCAGGCACCUCUUUAUAGCACAGCUGAAUUCAGCGGGGUAACACUGCUUGCAGAGUUACUCGAGCCGAUUAUUUGUACAUAUAGGAUCUCUGCUGUCUUUGCUGCAGAUUCACGUAUUUAUGAACUCUAUCAUGAUAGCAACACCUGUAGUACAUAUGGGGUCAACCACACCUUCCUUCACGUAACAGUUGGUAGCGGAGGCUCGCCGCCUGCGUCCAUGCUAUCCCUCUUUCUGGGGAAGCGGCGCUGGAAUGCACUGAGCUACUCUGCCAACUCCUCUGGAGAGGAUCCAGAGCCUGCCAACGGCCUGCGUACCAGGGUGUAUGCAAGGUCAGGGUUUACAUAUGCGACACUGGCUCUUACUACGGAUCAUGCAUUAGUGGUUACCGCGUACGAUAUCACCACAGGAAAAGAGGUCAGCAACUUUCAGCUAUCCGUGCAGAAGCGAUGA